This is a messenger RNA of Perca fluviatilis (European perch), 3579 nucleotides long. It is a transcript of the gene dus1l, whose product is annotated as dihydrouridine synthase 1-like (S. cerevisiae). Gene Ontology annotation, molecular function: tRNA dihydrouridine synthase activity. The record is from RefSeq and is a predicted model, not a curated record. The transcript is spliced from 14 exons. The coding region runs from base 208 to 1737 and encodes 509 amino acids. Lineage: Eukaryota; Metazoa; Chordata; Actinopteri; Perciformes; Percidae.
GUCUCCACAGCGCUGUGGACAGACACCCACCAUUUUUACCAAGAAGAAGAAGAAGAAGAAGAAGGCAGGAAACGUUCCCCACCGGUGCUAUUACGCUGUUGCACACAUUUGGAAAGCGCUGCGCCAGGAAUGCUCUAGAAAUCUCACAGUAUUACAGGGUCUUUAUUGAUUUUUUUUGUCCUUUGUGGUCUGGUGAAGUCAACUGUGAUGGCCAAGCUCCAGGGCUUUGAGUUCUGGAGGAAGACCCUGAAAGAAGCGCGCUUUGUGGUGGCGCCCAUGGUGGACCAGAGCGAGCUGGCCUGGCGCCUGCUGAGCCGGCGGCACGGCGCUCAGCUCUGCUACACCCCCAUGCUGCAUGCUCAGGUGUUUGUUCGCGACGCCAACUACCGGAGAGAAAACCUCUACAAUGAGCUGUGUGAAGAGGACAGACCUCUCAUCACACAGUUUUGUGCCAAUGAUCCAGAGGUGUUCCUUCAGGCGGCUCUACUGGCCCAGGACUACUGUGAUGCCAUCGACCUUAACCUGGGCUGUCCACAGAUGAUCGCUAAGAGAGGGCACUAUGGCGUUUUCUUACAAGACGAGUGGGAGCUGUUAGAGAAAAUGGUCAGGUUAGCCAAUGAAAAGCUCUCGGUGCCCAUCACAUGCAAGAUCCGCGUGUUCAAGGAGAUAGAAAAGACGGUCCGCUAUGCCCAGAUGCUGGAGAAAGCCGGAUGUCAGCUGCUGACAGUGCAUGGCAGAACCAAAGACCAGAAAGGAGCCAUGACUGGUAUCGCUAACUGGGAGCACAUCAGGGCAGUACGGAAGGCAGUAAAUAUUCCAGUGUUUGCAAAUGGCAACAUUCACCACCUGAGUGAUGUGGAGCGCUGCAUUCAGGAGACCGGAGUGCAGGGAGUUAUGAGUGCAGAGGGGAACCUCCACAACCCGGCACUGUUUGAAGGCUGCAGCCCCCCAGUGUGGGAGAUGGCGGAGGAAUAUCUGGAGGUGGUGCAGCGGCAUCCCCCCUGCACUCUGUCCUAUGUACGAGCCCACCUCUUCAAGCUCUGGCACCACACGCUACAGAUCCACCAGGACCUGAGAGAAGAGCUGGCUAAGGUGAAGAACCUCGAGGGUUUGACCGGUGUCAGCAAACAGCUGAGGCUGCGCUGCCAGGAGGAGAUAGCCAAAGGAAAGGAUGUGGAGGAGAAGGAGGGCGGCCUGCCCUUCCCCCACUGGAUCUGCCAGCCAUACGUCAGACCAGAGCCAAAGGAGCCAGUUGCCAACGGUAACGGCCAUGGUUCAGAGGUGAAGAAGACAGUGUGUCAGAAGAGGGCACUGGAGGACUCGGAUGGAACAGCUGACACGCUCUCCAAAAACAAGCAGAAGAAGAGAUCCCGAAACCCACACAAGAACUUCUGUCCCGAGCAGAAACCCAAGUACAUCAAAUGUGAGCAGUGUGGGAACCCAAAGGGAAAUAAAUGUGUCUUCAACCUGUGUCGAGGCUGCUGUAAGAAGAAGGCCUACAAGGAGGUGGCAGACUGUCCAAGCCACGGGCUGAGGUUCAAGACCAAGGCGGAGAAACAGAAAGCCGAGGAGGACGAGAGGAGGCAGGAUGGAAGGAAGGCGGACGAAACAAAGGAGGAUGAGAGGAAGGAGGGCUUGGCGACAGAGACGGAGAGAAGCAGCAGCAGCUCUCCUCCGCCUCCCCCAGAUCCAAAUACAGAGCUGCAGGUGCAGUGCAAGACUCCACUACCUCUAUGAGCAGGACUAAGGCUGUCUCUACAUGCACAAAGCAUCCUCUGUUAAUACAGACCUCAGCUGUCACCAUGUCGGAAUCAGGUACUCUUUCUGAUGACGUGACAAAUUGAAACCCUCGGAACGUUUUGAUCAAAGUAGGUUCACGCAACAUUCCAGCCACGUUGGCCUUCACCAAGUUGUCCGACCUGCUAGAACGGUUCAGUCCAGGUGUUGGUCACGGCUGCUGUGUGGACCUGCUUUGAUCCAUUUCGCACAAACAGUUGUGGUGUUUUGAGCUGUAGAGAGAUGCAGCUUGAGGGUAAUUGAAACUAACAAGUGCAUGUAGAGGUAGCCAAUGAUCCAUCAGGACAAACUGUAUCUAUACUGUACACAGCUGCUAAGAAACCUCAACAAGGAAGAUAUUCUGUCUGUUUCAGACUCAAGUAUGGAUGGACACUGAUGAGCAGACCAAAACCUUUAAAGUAACAAAAACUAAUUUUUUCUAUUUUUUUUUCUUUUUUUGGGUGGGUCAGUUGGGAAUAGUUUCUCAACUAAUUAUUUCGUCUUUUUUAAGACAAAGAUUUUAUGGGGAGAAGUUUGAGCAUUCUUUUAGCCAAAGUUGUUACUGGGCAACCAAAGUUCAAAGAUUCAGUAAAAUACUUUGUCCUUAGAGGUUUCAUUUGAUUUGAUUUAAGGUCAUGCGUGUGUGUGUGUGUGUGUGUUUGCGUGUUCUACUCAUUAGUUAAGCUAUUUAUUUUGGGUAAUGGUUUGCCUGUAGUGCAUUGACUUACAUGUGCCUUUUGAUGAGAAGUACCACUGCCUAUCCAGAUAUGAACCUGGAAGAGGGAGAGCAAGCUCAAAGUGGUGCUGUUGUCGAAGACGUAGAUCUUCAAUAGGGGGUCCUCAGAGUUGCUGUAAGGGGGCCACCAAAUAAUUCUUUAGUGGUUUAAAAAGGAUAUAAUGAAAAUAUACAUCAACAUGAAUCCUACAUAUUAGUAAAGAUACAACUUUUUUUAAAAUCUACACAACAUUGAUGAUAGGCCUCCUGGUCUAUAGCUAUGGUAGCCAUCCACAGAUACAGUUAAGCAGAAGGAUCUACUGUGCCACAUUUUAACAUUAAAACAUGAUGUAGAAAUAUAUGAAUUUGCAAAAAAAAAUUAUUUAAGAGCUUAGUAUUGCAUGCACUAUUAAAAAGGUAUAUGUAAAGGCUUUAGGUUGCCCUCAACAUUGUUGUAGGCCCAGUUUAAUAUGCAACUCAAUUUUAUACAAUAUGCUGUAUGUAGUAGGUGCUCUGUUUAUUUUCAGCUAAGGGGUCCUUGGCUUAAAAAACGUUUAAUACUCCUGGUCUAAGACAUGCUUAGUGACUACACAAUCUACAGUAAUAAUCUCUACGAUUUUUUUUUUUAUUCAAAUAAAUGUCUGUCAUGGCCAGUGGGGUAACACCAUGGUGAUUGAGCCUAUGGUCCACUGCAAAGCCCCGUUUGCAGUAUUACAACAAAAGUGACAUUAAGAGGAGAAACAAAAGUGGCACACAGUUAUUGACGCGUUUUCCAUUACCCAGCAGUGGUUGGUCUUGUACAUACAAGUCCUCCAUACUAUACAACGAUAUGGAUUGUUUGGUUUUACCCUUUAAAAGUGCCCAUAUUAUGAAAAAAAUCACUUUUUUCUGGGAUUUGGGGUGUUAUUUUGUGUCUCUGGUGCUUCCACACACAUACAAACUUGGAAAAAAAACCAUCCAUGCUGUUUUGAGUGAGAUACAGGUUUCUGAAUGUGUCCUGCCUUCAGUCUCCGGGUGAGCUGUUCAGUAUUUCUCUGUGACAUUAAAUGAUAUUAAAUCAUGACGAAAAGUCCAAAUUGCUAAGAAAA